This is a messenger RNA of Balaenoptera acutorostrata (minke whale), 627 nucleotides long. RefSeq names its product placenta expressed transcript 1 (gene PLET1). NCBI's taxonomy places the organism in Eukaryota, Metazoa, Chordata, Mammalia, Artiodactyla, Balaenopteridae. The record is from RefSeq and is a predicted model, not a curated record. The transcript has 4 exons. Gene Ontology annotation, cellular component: external side of plasma membrane; apical plasma membrane. Gene Ontology annotation, biological process: wound healing, spreading of epidermal cells; positive regulation of cell migration; negative regulation of cell-matrix adhesion. The coding region runs from base 31 to 627 and encodes 198 amino acids.
GGCCCAGCAGUUUCCAAACAGAUCAAGACCAUGGCAAUCCUCAGGUCCCUGCUGCUGCCACUGGGGCUGUUUCUGUGCCUUGGACUGCUGUGUUCUCCUGCCAGCUGUAUAAAUCACAAUGACAACUGCACGUUCUUCAGUAAGGUCAUUGCCACCACUUACUCAGGAAUCCAUGCCAACCAGAACGUCUAUAAAAGCAAUACAGUCUACACAGUGUCAGUUCCUGUGAAUAACAGUAUUAGCUCUGUGGUCCUGCGAGCAAUGGACCAGCACGACUCAGUCAUUGGCUCCUGGCAAAAAGCUGACAAGUAUUGCAACGGCAGCGUCUUGUACCACAUGAAGAGCCCAUACAGCAAGCUCUUCGAGGCAAAAUGGGUAUCUCCUAGUUCCAUGAACAUAACUGCAGUCAAGCUACAAGUCUUCACGGUCGAUUUCCACAACACGGCUAGAGUUUCUCUUAAGAUGCUGAAAAGAAAUGUAACCACAACCCACAAACUAACCACAACCCACAAGCUAACCACAACCCAAACCACAGCCAAAAGCUCGGCCAACAGAGCCUUCCUCAGCCCCAUGAGAGAUGUCAUUCAGAUCCUGCUCAUCUUUCUCACCAGCAAACUCCUCUUCUAG